Messenger RNA from Hypanus sabinus (Atlantic stingray), 2251 nucleotides. RefSeq names its product mediator complex subunit 17 (gene med17). The transcript has 12 exons. Gene Ontology annotation, molecular function: transcription coregulator activity. Lineage: Eukaryota; Metazoa; Chordata; Chondrichthyes; Myliobatiformes; Dasyatidae. The coding region runs from base 82 to 2010 and encodes 642 amino acids. The record is from RefSeq and is a predicted model, not a curated record. Gene Ontology annotation, cellular component: mediator complex; core mediator complex. Gene Ontology annotation, biological process: regulation of transcription by RNA polymerase II.
ACCCCUCUGGAGGACCGGCUCCCGGAGGCUGCGCAGGGCCUGACUGACGGGCGCUUGGUGCGAGAGCCGAAUCCGUGGAGAAUGGCGGCCGGUCCCCCGGUCACCAUCAGCAUUGAGGCGACCUGUGAGAAUCAAGUGCAGGAAGUUGCUCUCGAUGGCACGGAGGCCUACGUGCAACCGCUCUCCAUGUCGGAGAAUCUGGCCAAGCUGGCGCAGAAAAUCGACUUUAACCGGAGCGACUCGGAGGGGGAAGAGGCCGAGGCCCAGGCCGGGGAAGAGUGGGCGCAGCGGCAGCAGGACAGCGACGAUGAGGAGGCAAUGCUGAAGUUUCAGCCCUCUUUGUGGCCAUGGGAUACAGUUAGAAAUAACUUGAGGAGCACACUGACAGAAAUGUGUGUACUUUAUGAUGUGCUUAAUGUCCUCAAGGAGAAAAAGUAUAUGACCUUGGACCCAGUCUCUCAGGAAUCACCGCCUUCCAAACAGGGUUUACAACUGUGUGGGAAGAAAAAAUCUCUGGCAGGAGCUGCUCAGAUUCUCUUGAAAGGAGCAGAAAGAUUAAAUAAAUCGGUUGCAGAAAACCUGGAACAUAAGCAUCAAAGAGACUUCAACUCAGAGCUCCUCAGACUACGACAGCACUGGAAACUAAGAAAAGUGGGUGACAAGAUCCUUGGGGAUUUGAGUUAUAGAAGUGCAGGAUCCCUUUUUCCUCAUCAUGGGACAUUUGAAGUAAUAAAGAAUACUGAUCUGGAUUUAGAUAAGAAAAUUCCAGAUGAUUAUUGUCCUCUUGAUAUAUUGAUUCCUAGUGAUCUGGAGGGAUCAGCACAUAUUAAGGUUUCUAUACAGAAGCAAGCUAAUGAUAUUGGAGAUCUUGGCACAGUCAACCUCUUUAGAAGACCUUCACAGAAACCUAGUCAAGGUAAUGCACACUGGCAGACAAAGCUAGAAGAAGCACAAAAUGUUCUGUUGUGUAAAGAAAUCUUCGCACAGCUGUCCCGAGAAGCAGUUCAGAUUAAAUCACAGGUACCACACAUUGUAGUAAAGAACCAGAUCAUCUCUCAACCAUUUCCAGGUUUGCAGUUAUCCAUUUCCUUGUGCCAUUCUGUGAAUGAUAAGAAAGCUCAGAAAUCUUCUGUUGAAAAGCAACGGCCUGAUGAUCACCUGUAUGUGCUAGAACACAACCUUCACCAGCUAAUGAGAGAGUUCCAUAAACAGACCUUGAGUUCUUCAGUGAUGCCCCACCCAGCUACUGCACCUUUUGGGCUGAAGAGAAUGAGGUUAGCAGGACCCCUGGCAUAUGACAAAGGAGAGAUCAGUGCCUUACAGCAGAAUGAAGGAUUACUGGAGAAGAUCCUAAAACAGGCUAAGCACAUCUUUUUGAGACGUAGAACUGCAAGAACAAUUGACAACUUGGCCAGUCGUAUUGAAGAUCCACAGAUACAGGCUCAUUGGUCGAACAUUAAUGAUGUAUAUGAAUCCAGUGUUAAAGUGUUGAUAACAUCCCAAGGCUAUGAACAGAUUUGCAAAUCAAUUCAGCUGCAGUUGAACAUUGGUAUUGAACAGAUUAAGGUGGUGCACAGAGAUGGUAGAGUAAUUACGAUAUCUCAUCAGGAGCAGGAAUUGCAGGAUUUUCUUCUCUCCCAGAUGUCACAACACCAGGUGCAUGCAGUUCAGCAGCUGGCCAAAGUAAUGGGCUGGCAUCUGUUGAGCUUCAGCAAUCAUGUGGGCCUGGGUCCAGUGGAGAGUAUUGGGAAUGCUUCUGCAAUAACUGUAGCUUCACCCAAUGGAGAAUAUUCAAUUUCAGUACGAAAUGGGCCUGAAAGUGGCUGUAGAGUGGUGGUUCAGUUUCCUAGAAGUCAGUGCAAAGAUCUUCCCAAGAGUGAUGUGAUGCAGGACAGUAAAUGGAAUCAUCUUCGAGGACCAUACAAGGAAGUACUGUGGAGUAAGAUGGAAGGACGUAACUUUGUUUAUAAAAUGGAACUCCUGAUGGCAGCUCUUGCUCCUUGCCCAUAAUUGAUGAUUUUUGUACUUUCCACUUAGCGUUCUGCUGAAGCAAUAGGAUACAAAUUUAAAACUGCCAUUGAGUGUACUUUGUUUUACUGAAAUUGAAAAGAUGUGUUCCACUAAUUAUGGAAAUGAGUGAAAGUUUUAAUAGGUACUCACUAUUGGCAAUUAAUGGUUAAGGUGCAAUUGUAUCUUUUGUUCAUCUGUGUAUAAUUUUCUAUGGUUUGUAAAUAAAGUAAGUUGAUUUGUU